Messenger RNA from Suncus etruscus (white-toothed pygmy shrew), 9006 nucleotides. It is a transcript of the gene NFIA, whose product is annotated as nuclear factor I A. Lineage: Eukaryota; Metazoa; Chordata; Mammalia; Eulipotyphla; Soricidae. Gene Ontology annotation, biological process: regulation of transcription by RNA polymerase II. Gene Ontology annotation, cellular component: nucleus. Gene Ontology annotation, molecular function: DNA-binding transcription factor activity, RNA polymerase II-specific; RNA polymerase II cis-regulatory region sequence-specific DNA binding. The coding region runs from base 77 to 1660 and encodes 527 amino acids. The record is from RefSeq and is a predicted model, not a curated record. The transcript has 12 exons.
ACUCACGCACACCUCCAAAAAAAAAAAAAAUAACCGCACACCCAGACGCACACGCACACCCCACCGCCCGGCAGUUAUGUAUUCUCCGCUCUGUCUCACCCAGGAUGAGUUUCAUCCUUUCAUCGAAGCACUUCUGCCCCAUGUCCGAGCCUUCGCCUACACAUGGUUCAACCUGCAGGCCCGAAAGCGAAAAUACUUCAAAAAGCAUGAAAAACGCAUGUCAAAAGAAGAAGAGAGAGCCGUGAAGGACGAGUUGCUCAGCGAGAAGCCAGAGGUCAAGCAGAAGUGGGCAUCUCGCCUCCUGGCCAAGCUGCGCAAAGACAUCCGGCCCGAGUACCGGGAGGAUUUUGUGCUGACAGUGACAGGGAAGAAGCCGCCAUGUUGCGUUCUCUCCAACCCGGACCAGAAGGGCAAGAUGCGCAGAAUUGACUGCCUCCGCCAGGCAGACAAAGUCUGGAGGUUGGACCUCGUUAUGGUGAUUUUAUUUAAAGGUAUUCCGCUGGAAAGUACUGAUGGCGAGCGCCUGGUAAAGUCCCCACAGUGCUCCAAUCCUGGGCUCUGUGUCCAGCCCCACCACAUAGGGGUUUCUGUUAAGGAACUCGAUUUAUAUUUGGCAUACUUUGUGCAUGCAGCAGAUUCAAGUCAGUCUGAAAGUCCCAGCCAGCCAAGUGACGCUGACAUUAAGGACCAGCCAGAAAAUGGACAUUUGGGCUUCCAGGACAGUUUCGUCACAUCAGGUGUUUUCAGUGUGACCGAGCUGGUAAGAGUGUCACAGACACCAAUAGCUGCAGGAACUGGCCCAAAUUUUUCUCUCUCAGAUUUGGAAAGCUCUUCGUACUACAGCAUGAGUCCAGGAGCUAUGAGGAGGUCUUUACCCAGUACAUCAUCUACCAGCUCCACAAAGCGCCUCAAGUCUGUGGAAGACGAGAUGGAUAGUCCUGGAGAAGAGCCGUUCUACACAGGCCAAGGGCGCUCCCCUGGAAGUGGCAGCCAGUCGAGUGGGUGGCAUGAAGUGGAGCCAGGAAUGCCAUCUCCCACCACACUGAAGAAGUCGGAGAAGUCGGGUUUCAGCAGCCCCUCCCCUUCGCAGACCUCCUCCCUGGGAACAGCCUUCACCCAGCACCACCGACCAGUCAUCACAGGACCCCGAGAGUUCAAGAUGGUUCCCAGCAUCCUCGGUUCUCCUUUCUGGAAAAUCUACUCAGCAAGUCCACAUGCGACACCAUCGACUCUUCAUUUUCCGACAUCACCCAUCAUCCAGCAGCCAGGCCCUUACUUCUCACACCCGGCCAUCCGCUAUCACCCUCAGGAGACGCUGAAAGAGUUUGUCCAACUUGUCUGCCCUGAUGCUGGUCAGCAGGCUGGACAGGUGGGGUUCCUCAAUCCCAACGGGAGCAGCCAAGGCAAAGUGCACAACCCAUUCCUUCCCACCCCAAUGUUGCCACCGCCACCACCACCACCGAUGGCCAGGCCUGUGCCUCUGCCGGUGCCAGACACAAAACCCCCAACAACAUCAACGGAAGGAGGUGCAGCCUCCCCCACCUCACCAACCUACUCGACACCCAGCACUUCCCCCGCAAACCGAUUCGUCAGUGUUGGACCCCGGGAUCCAAGCUUUGUAAAUAUCCCGCAACAGACACAGUCCUGGUACCUGGGAUAAAAGUCGCAGCAUCCCACCAUCCACCCGACAGACCACCUGACCCCUUCUCAACUCUGUAACAUGGACGCAUCCGCACCCCAAGCGCGGUUACAACUUCACUGUCAGUGGAAGGGGAGGAAAAGCCUAUUCAAAUCAACUUGUACACAGAAACAGCAAGCAUUAUGGUCCAACAGCAAAGGCCAUAACCUUUUGGGAUUUUUUUUUAAAAAAAGAAAAAUACUUUUGGGACUGUUGUAAUCUUCUCAUAUGGUGCUGGAAAUGGCCGGGCUUCUGAGUAGGGGAAGUAUUGGUGUGGUGGCUUGAGCAUGAGGGCGAGGUGGCAAGACAAGGUGCCCUCUUGCUCACUGACUUCCUGUGGGAACACACUUGGCUUCCGGAGCCUGGCAGUUUCGCAGUAUUCCAUGAAUUCACCCACACAGGUGUGAGCCCCCGUGAGCACACAGGGAGGCCCAUGGAGAACUAAAUCUUUUGUAGUAGCUGAUAAUCUGCAAUCUAUACCUGAUGAGACAGUCAAAGGGCAAUGUUUCUCUGUAACACAUUGGGAGAUGAAAACACAGUUAUGUUCCUUUGUUCCUUUCUCUUUUUUGGUUUGGUUUGGUUCCGCAGUCAGCAGCUCAAUCUCUAACAUGGCCCGCAAGACAGUGAAUCCACUCUCGAAGCAGAAUGAUUCCGGAAAUGGCAAACUACUACUUACUACUAUUCAGUUUUUUUUAAAAGUUUUGAAAUGCUGCACUUAACAUUUAAAAAAAAAAACAAAAAACAAAAAAAAUACAAAAAAACGACAAAAAAAAAACCAUCUUUAUUUUUCAACAAUUUCAACAAUGACACAAAAAUUCAUAUGGAAAUGGGGAAGAUGGUCUGUUUUGACAGAAACUGACAGGAAUCAAUCAAAAACAAUCGAAUUUUGAAUUGAGUAAAGUGCAAUUUCAUUGGAUAGCUAAAUAUCUUUGUAAGAUAGAGAUUGUUGAAAAUUCUAUUUUUGUUUUUCAAGUCCUCCCACCCCAGGACUCUAAAUUAUUGGGGUAAAAAACAGCCUUGCAAGAAAAAGGGGAGCUAUUUUUGCUUUUUAUGUUUUUUAUUGUUAAACUUGUAUCCCUUGAAAAACUGAAGGAAAAUUAAAAAAAAAAAAACAAAAAACACAAAAAAAAAACAAAUCUAAUGGUGCUUUUACCACAAUAUGUUAACUACAUUAAAUGCUAAUUAAUUAUUUUCUGUUAUCAAAGCACAUAACUAAAAUGAAAUCAUAGUAUCUGUUAAUUUUAUAAGCUAGAAGUCACUAUAAUGGAUUAUGCCAAUUCUGAAAAUUUUUACAUGUAUCUGGCAACAUAGGAUUUAUCAGUUAUCAGACACUUCAUUGUACCAGAGAUUGUCCAGAAAUUUUAAAAGACCUUUGCAUCCCUGAACUGAGCUAUGGGAAAAUAAUAAGGAUAAUAAUAAUAAUAAUAAUAAUACCAAUAUUAAUGGCAGUACCCACUCAGAUCAAGGGUACUUAAUUAGAACAACAAAAAGGUUUGCACCCCCAAAUGUCCUGUAUCUUAUGUAAAAAAAAAAACCACAAAACACAAAAAAACAACAAAAAAAAACUGCAAGUGAUUUUUCUACCAGACAGCGAAGCACCCCUUUGCUUCCCAUGCAACUUCAAGAAGGUUUCCUAUACUAUACAUAUAUAUACGUUCUGGUUGGCACGUCCUGCUGAUCAGAGAAAGUCUCUGCAUGUUCUAGUGUUAGUAACUAAUUUUUAUAUAGUUAAUGUAGGAUAAAGUAGAGUGCAUUAAGACACAAUAUUGUAAUCCCUAUUCUAGGCACUUGCCUUUAAACUAUGUUUUUCAGCCCUUCAGAAGGGUUCUACUACUGUCCUAUACAAUCAAGUAACUGAAAUUCUUGGGAAGACACUUUGCUCCUCAUCUUUCCCCCCUGAAACAAUGUUGUUUUGUUUUGUUUUUUUUUUCCUUAAUUUGCACGAAAACAAAAAUUCCAUAUCAAUGUGCCUUGCCCUGGAUAGCGAUUAUUUGUGGAAUUGUUGCACAUGCUCCUCUAUUGAAAGGGGUUUUUCCCUAGUCAAGCAUUUGAAGACACUUUUUUUGUAAAUGUGACUUUUAUGUCAGCCAUCGUCAGUUUCAACAUCUAGAGCUAAAUAGAAAGUUAGUCGUUUCCACAGAUAGGAGUAGUCCUUAUUGUCCUCUGUGGUCGGUGGCAGUGCUAUUCUGAGAUCUGUAGAUGCUUAGAAUAUCAGUAUUUUGGAUGUUGCUGCAUAUUACAAUUUAUUUGGAGUCUUCCUUUAUUCCCCCCUCCCUCCCCACCCCAGAUAUAUGAAAAUAUGCAAUACCUGCUUAUAUCGUGUAGAAAAGCUUAGCGAUUAUUCAUUUUUCUUUCCUUUUAUUCUUUUCUUUUUUUUUUUUUUUAAUUUGACCAAAGUCGGUGCUGCGCUUGGCGCAGUGUGUGUUUUAGGUGUUUGUCUUUGUACUUUUUUGUGUGUGAUUUUUGAAUGCACGUGCGCAGGAAGGGCUCCUCUUAGAGAAGCAGUCAAACUGUGAAGCACUAAGCUGACCCUGCUUCAAGCAAUUUUGUUUUGACAACUGUUCCUUUCACAAGCAAGCCUUAAAAAAAAAAAGACAACUUCCUUUUUCUUCAGCUCCCACACCCCAUUUUUCUUAGCAGACUGCAGUCAAUCCACAUUCAAUAAAAAAGUAUAUAAUGCCCAUUUUUAUAUGCACGUUUUUAAACUUCCAAGUUCUAAAAAUUGUUUACUGGUUAUCUCUAUUUAAGGAAAAAGAAAUAAAAUAAAACAUUUUGGAUUUUCAUAUGUGUCUGAUAAGUGGUUGAAUAGUCGUUGGGCGCUGUUGUAUGGUGUGAUUGUCAGUAUAUGGUGUCACUUCCUAUAGCCAGCAUACUUUGCCUUCCCCUAUAGCACUUAGCUGGGCAUUACUUUAUGAUGACAUAUAUGCACUAAAAAAAGACAAAAAAGGAAAAAAAAAAAGAAAAAAAUAGCAGCUUUCAGUGCUUCACAGUGAAGGGAAAAAAGCCUAGACAAACAUUUUGUCAGAACCUUGCAAUAAGCCAAGGUAUUACCAGUAAAUUGGUUGUACAUACAAUGAAAUUGCACCCUUUUUUAAAAACAAAACAAACUAAGCAAUAGUUUGGGCAGUUUUAGUUGUUUUUAGUGAGCAUGUUGUCGUCUUGACUGCAAAGAGAGAGAAUAAACUGCCCGCUCAGAAGAUACGUAAUUUGUAUUGUUGUAUAGUUUUAUUGAUUACACUGAUUUAUUCUACCCUAUUUUAUAAUGCAGGACUUUUGUACUGUUGUUUAAAUGAGGAAAAAAUUUCUGUCAAAUUAGCCUAGUGAAAUUUCUGAUCGUUCAUUGUAAAGGCAGCAUUCAUAGAAUUGCUUUUCUUUCUUUCCCGUCCCCCCCCCCCCCUUUUUGGGAACUGGAUUUAAGUUGAAAACUCUCCUGUUUCCUUUUUUGUUUUGUUUUGUUUUGUAAGUAUUUAAAUACAGGUGUUUUUUUUUUCUCAAUGGUAUGGAAUAUUCCUAUGCUUGAGAAGUAUAGGGCUACUGAAAAACCAUUGUAAAAGGACGUUACAGGUAUGCUGUAUUUUUGAAGGUGUUUUGUUGUAUUAAGUUUGAUGAAGCUAAAAUUAGGGAACUCUGAACAGAUUUGCAGGAAAAAAAAUGUUUUAAAGGCUUUAAAACAUUAGGGAGGCAGUCUAAGGUGAUCACAAACAGGGGUUAAGUCUUAUAUACACUAAGUUCCAUUUCUGUUCAUGUUUCAUUGUCCAGAAAGCAGCAGGAAACUGUAGUUCAGUUGUGAUCCAGCAGGAAAAAAGCAACACCAACAGUAGGAGUGUUUACCGUGGUUUAAUCAAAGCCAAGUGAAGAUGUUAGAGAAAGACUUUGCUACCUGGGGUGUAGACUGACAGACAGACGAGGGCAGGGGCCACCUGGGAAGGCCCAGCCCUGGAGUCUGAGACACAUUGGUCAAUAUUUUUUCUCGCCCCAUCAAAUGGCAUUUAACAAGAUUGGCCAAGAGAAGCCCCUCAAAAGUAUUUGUUUAAAUGACUUACCAUCAUUUUUAUUUGGGAACUAAAGUCAGAGGCACAAACACUAAGUUGGGUCCUUUUCCUGGAUUCUUUUUGUUUCCUGGCCUCCACCCUCUUCCACUUUCACACAGUACCAAUAACGCUGCUUUUCUGGUGAUUCUGGGGCCAGCGUCCUCUCCUGAAAGCUCCUCUGUCCUUUCUAGAACCUUCUCUGGUUCUGGUCAACGUUUCCGUUUCUUCACACUCUGACAGUGACAGAGAGUCAGCUCCUCCAAACCAGACCCCAAGGUCAGGCAUGGGGGACCACCCCUUUCUCCCCCACACUUCCCAACACUGGCUUUCAUCUUUGUCUGACAGUCGUUGCCAUGUCAGUCAGUUCAUGGGACUAUGUAGACCCAUCUCAAAAAAUUGGUCUCUCUUCUCCCAACCCUCAUUCUUUAUGCUUUGAAUUCUCUAGAACAGUGUCACAAAGUCUUGACAGAAUCUGAAUUCAGAAAAAUUUUUUUCUUCCCUUUGAUUUAUUUGGGGGGGGGGUGGUUUCUAAGGAUAUCACAAUGUACUUUGAAUCAUGUCUCUGGAAAUAUCAUUUUGUUCAUAGUGGUGGUGGUAUCUCUAUCUCUCUUUCUGUCUCUCUUUCGUCUUUUUUUUUUUUUCCUGGUAGCAGGCCUCCAUAGAACAAACUUACACCACAACUGGCAUGGUCAUGUAAGGAUAGCUUGAGUGGCACUUCCACACAUCCCCUGUCACCAGUGGCAGAAAGCCACACUGCCCAACAGCAGAGCUUUCCUUCACAUCGACUUCUAAGACCAGUUCCGUUCUGAAGUUCAUGCAUGUCUUUACUGUGUGACAGUAAACCCGCUCUGCCUUCUCCAUGUCCAAGGCUGUGCAUUCGUCUGAUUAGUGUCAUGUCUGUUUCCCUUUUUAUUUUUUCCAAUUAAAAAAAAAAAAAGCAGUGGGAUGAAAAUUGCUUUGAUAUAUAGCAGGUAACAUUGAAGCUAUUCCAUAGCACUUAACUGUAGUGAAUACUGUGUCACCAAUUCUGAAAUCAAUUUAAUGUUUAAUGCAAAUCCAUUACAUGGUGCUAUUACAGGCUGACAAAAUGAUUUACACAAAUGUGACAACUUGGGCUCAAUUCACUCGCUUUCCAACAGUGUAAAUGCAUAGCAGUGUUUAUCUGCAUGAGAACUAUGCACUAAUCUAUCCGAAGGAAAAAAAAAAACUAUAUCAACUUUGGUAUCUACUUUCCGUUUACUUCAAUCCUUGCCUUUUUGGUCAUUGUUAUAAUGCCAGCUUUAGGACAGAAAGAAUUAUAAGAAAACCAGCAUAAUACCUGAUAUAUUAAAAUGUAGUGCCUGUGAAAACUGUAUUAUAUUGCUCUUCUGAAGUAAGAUUUUUCUACACCGGUAGCCUUCGCUGUCUGUCAGUCAGGACCUUCUGGUAUAGGUGAUGUAAAAUAACCGUACAAUAUUAAUGCAUGCUAUUCCAUAAUGCUUAGUGAACUGUAUGAAUAUUACUCAAAGUUAUGUUAGUCUUUUUUUUUUUUCUGACUUGGUUCUUGUCAGUUAGGUUUUAAAGGUAUUUCACUGAGAACGCAAAUUCUGUCUUUUCUUAAUUUCUGCUGUUUUCAGUAUUUCGGAGGUAUACAUUGACUUAAAUUCAGUAUUACUUGUGUUUUUGUUCUUGUUUUUGUGUUUUGUAUUCUUUUUCUUAGGGGGACAAGCAUGGGUGUUUGAUUUCAGAAAUCUGUACCUGGCAAAACUUUUGUCUCAAAAUUACCAUUUGAAUCUCAAGAACUCUGCUCUGAAGACACUUGGAGAACAUUUGCAAGUGAGGGGUAAUUUCCCUGACCCUCUGAAGCACUCUGAUGUUGAACAUUUUUUUUUAAAUGGACAAUGAUCAGCCAGGUACCCAUGCUCAACCCGUCUUCACACCAGAUCUCCUCAUACUAAAAGGAAAAAAAAAAAGAAAAAGAACAAAAAAAAAAUCUUUUAGAAAUCACGUGGCUAUUUAGUUUCAUGCACAGUUGCGAUAUUUUCUUCAAAAUUAAAACUGUACAAACUUCAGGCCCGAUUCAUAAGAAAAAUAAAUGUGCUAUUAACACGAGAAUUUUUUUAAAUAUACGGGAGGGGUCUAAAUUAAGAUCUGCUUACUUCCCAAAGUCUCAUAUUUUUUCCUAAGUCAGCAUCCAUCUGCCUUUUCAUGCUCCAAAGGUUUAUAGAACCUCCUUUGGGCCAUGAAGGAAAGAGGCGAUCAUCAGACGCUCACAAAUACUCAGAAGGGGAACUUCCUAGAGUUGGACACAGAUGGCCACUGCCUGUGUAGACAAAAGGCAUCUUGAGUUUCCCAGACAGAUGCCCCAUGACCCUUACAGUGCCAGACUCCACAGGUGGGUGCAGAGCUGACUUUUGCUGUGGUUUUAAGAAGCCAGAGUGUCCCCAGAAUUGGACUGUUGUUUUUCCUGUUGUUUUUACAUGCUUUUCCAGGUGACAGAAGCUUUUGAUUCCCUUUGACUCUAGUUGUAUUAUUCUUUUAUUAAAACAUCUAUUAUUUUUAGCAAUAGUCUGGAAUAUGCACUUUUUUUUUCUUUUUUUUUUUUUUUGGUAACAUCUCAGUCAAAGGUCACACAAGGCCACACUGACUUUUCCCUGGUGACGAUGGAGGUUGAGAAACUAGAGCCAACCCUGCCCUCCCUCUAGCCCCUCUUCUCUGCCACCACAUUGGGGACUGGCAGCCCUGAGACACUGAGUAGAACUUGCAGUUCUGGAAGGUUCCUUAGGCAAUAACAUGCUCCUGCUUCCCACAGCCACUUCCCUACUCUCCCACAAAGUACCCUGGGAACUAUUCCUACCAACUUGGUCUGUCCUCUUCAGAUCACCUUCAUUUUUUUGGUUCCUUUGUCUUUUUUUUUUAUUAUUAUUUCAAAUCAGGGAAUGGGGUGAGGAAUGGACCCAUUCCAGUGAGAUCGUGUUAAUAACUUGGUUUGAGACGUGUUUCUUAUGAGCCGGGCCGCUGUGCCUCUAGUAUAUGUGUAUUGACUCCCCUAGUUACCCUUUUAGUUUUACUGUGUUCUGUGAAAAUGUGUAAUUGGUUGAGAAUCACUGUGGGCGGCCAUUCUUAUUCAACUAAAUCAAAUCUCCACAGGUUUAUUUUUUGGGUUUUUUUUUUUUUUUUUGAGCUGGUGUGGAUUAGUUUAACUCUUGUAUUCAACCAUUAGUGCUACCACCUUCUCACAUUACAAUACAAUUACUGGAAGCAAGUACUGCAUUUCCUAUGCAACAAAAAAGGAAAAAUAAAAAAUUGCUAAUGCUA